Manis javanica (Malayan pangolin) is the source of this 1349-nucleotide messenger RNA. The record is from RefSeq and is a predicted model, not a curated record. NCBI's taxonomy places the organism in Eukaryota, Metazoa, Chordata, Mammalia, Pholidota, Manidae.
CCAAGUAACAUCCCUUCUGCAUCAUGGAAAAGGGGUGGCGGUGCGGGCUGGGGGGCCGGCUGCAGUAGGCUGGAUCAGGGGCUCUUUAACCAUGUCCCAUUCCCCUCCCCAGAGGCCAGCGAGGAGGGGGACGCAGGACGCGGAAGGCAUCCGGAGUGAAGGAUGAACCAGGGACGCCUCGGCGGGGAGCUGCAGUGCCGCCGCUGCACCUGGCCGCCGGGACGCCGGGGGAGCACCCAGGCGGUGGGGCCGCGGGCCUGCGGGCCGCUCCCGGGAGCCUGGGGCAGCCUCACCCCCGCCCUGCUCCCCGCGAGGCGGCGCAGGGAGCCUGGCAGCCUUUCCUGCAGCUGGCACUGGGUCGCGGCUGGGGCCUGAGCAGCGCAGUGGACUCCGUCCUUCCAGGUGCCCCCGGGAAGGCAGAGUGGGGGACCAAGUGCCAGUCACCCCUCCCAGACAAGAGGAAACAACUCCUGUUGGGUAGAACUUUGGUUUCCUUUAGCAAGAUCCGCCGAACCAUACAGGGUUUCAUUUUUCACUUGAUGGGUCUUUGAGAAAAACUGCACCGAGCUGGUGGGAGGAGGAAGAUAAACUAUAAACUUUGGGGGCGGGGACAUUUUCUUGGAAGUGACAGGGAGCCUCAGACCUACAGUUUCUGGACCAGCGACAUUGCCCUCCGCUUGGACACUGAAGGGUCUGGACGCUGCCCCGGGACCAGCACCAAAGACCCCAGGAAGGCCAUGGAGUCCACGCUGGCGACACCGGGCUCUGCCCCCGGCCCAGUCACCUUCUCCCACGUCUUCGGACAGCAGUGCCAACUUAUGGAAGCCGCUGUGCAAUCAUUGCACACCCUAAAUGACCAGAUAUCCCAUUUUAUUGUCACCAAGUCUAAGGCACUGGAGGAGGACAAAGACCCCUUUCUGCCCACUGAGAAGGAGACUUUGAAGAGUUCCAUGCUGUUGAUGAGGCACCUCUUAAUGGAUGCUCAGGCCAAAAUCCUGAGCAUGAUGGAAGACAAUAAGCAGCUCGCGCUCCGCAUCGAUGGGGCGGUCCAGUCGGCCAGCCAGGAGGUGACCAACCUGCGAGCCGAACUCACGGCCACCAACCGGAGACUGGCGGAACUGAGCGGCGGCGGCGGCGGCCCCGGCCCGGGCCCGGGAGCGGCGGCCAGCGCCUCGGCGCCUGCAGACUCGGCGGCGGCGAACAUGGAGAACCAUCAGCACGGCGCGCAAGGUAGGGAUCGCCCGGCUCCAGGGCGGAGCGGAGGCGGGCGAGCGGGCCCGGGCCCGGAGGUGGCCGCCGACUGGUGUCCCCGCGCCCGGGGCGAAAUCGCCUUGCACUGUGGCUCGUAA